This is a messenger RNA of Filobasidium floriforme, 1436 nucleotides long. RefSeq lists its product as uncharacterized. Gene Ontology annotation, cellular component: endoplasmic reticulum membrane. Bases 84 to 1286 code for a protein of 400 amino acids. Gene Ontology annotation, molecular function: metalloendopeptidase activity. Lineage: Eukaryota; Fungi; Basidiomycota; Tremellomycetes; Filobasidiales; Filobasidiaceae. The record is from RefSeq and is a predicted model, not a curated record. The transcript has 6 exons. Gene Ontology annotation, biological process: CAAX-box protein processing.
CCUGAUGGUCGAAGAUAUACAUCGACGUCCCGUGACAACUUCGAUCAGACGAUACACCGGGGUGAUCGGUAUCACUUCAGAACAUGGCGUCACUACUCGCCACAUCUCCUCUCUUGUCUCCUAACGAGGCUCAUCUCGUCGCCUUUUCCCUCACCUCGGCUUACGUCGGCGGGCUCUACCUCUCCCGUCUCUCCCUUUCACACCAAAACGUCCAACCCAAAGCGACAGGUUCGGAUGCUUCCAAGAAGAAGGAUGAGACUCCAUUGAGAGAUUUGGUCGAGGCGGAUACUCCCAUCGAGUUGGACAGGGAUGAUCCGAGGGUGAUCAGGAGCAGGUGCAAGGCGGUCGGCGUGGCUACCCUGGGUGGAUGUGCUCUGGUAGGCGGUAUCAUCUAUUACCGAGGCAAUGUCCAGGACCUGAGGGCUACAUUACCUGUCACCCUACGAUAUCUAGGCCUUCCCAACUCCCUCCCUCCCCUGCCCAACUUCCCCCUUCCCUCGUUAACCACCCUCUCCCAUAUCAUCCCCUCCCCGUCAACGAUCGUCGACCUCUUCACCUCCCUCCCUUCCAAGAUUCAAAUUAAAUCCCUCCGCCCGCUCCUCCCUUAUGCGCUCGCCCCGAUCUUGUUCACCGGACCGAUCCUCACAGGCGCCAUGGAGAAGACUUGGCCGGGCCAGGCUUAUGGGAGGAGGUUGUUCUCGCUGAAGGAUGGUGGGGUGUUGGAUUGCCUAUCUUUGGUGAUCCCUGGGUUCGUGAAGAAUGCUUGGGGAGCGUUGAAGGGGGAGAAGAGGGAGCGAGUGGAGGUUUCGCCGGCGGUGGAGAGGAGGAGGUGGGUCGAGAUGAGGAAUUAUAUCGUCGGCCCGAUCACGGAAGAGAUCGUCUUCCGCUCAUGUAUCAUCUCCACCUACCUGCUCGCCGCUUACGACAAACAGUCCUCUUGGAAGGCAUUAACGCUGGGCACUCCAUGCUGGUUCGGACUUGCCCAUCUGCAUCACGCCUGGGAGGUGUACAAGAAGGGCGGGAGGACCGGUGAGGCUGCAUUGAGGGCGGCGAUCUCGGCCGGCUUCCAGUUCUCGUACACGACCUUGUUUGGCUGGUUCGCCGCUUACUUGUUCAUCAAGACCGAUUCGGUCUUGCCUGCGGUUGCGAGCCACGUGUUUUGCAAUAUCAUGGGUUUCCCAGACCUUAUGGGAGCGAUCGAGAGUUUCCCCUCGAUGAAAGGUCCCAUCAUCGGGUCUUACCUCGCGGGAAUCGGUGGUUUCGUCUACGGUCUCAGACAGUUGUAAUCGGACAUCCACGUCUCUGUGUAAUAUGAUCCCUUGUCCGCCGGUUAGGGCCAUUUCUAGAAGCUGCGAUUGAGAAUCACAGAGUUCAUGAGCCAGGCUGAUGUCGGCGGGGAAAGGCAUGCUAUGAUUGCAGGACGGAUCAGAACCGGC